AUGUCUGCAAGCAAGACAGCUGGCACGGCAAUUCUCCAGUGUUUGAUUAUCAAGUAUAUUGAGGAAUGCUGGAAUGGGUAUAAAAUGAGCCUGGUGAAUACACAGCAAGAUUCAAUUCUGGAAAUUAAACCUAAAACUUUGGUUGUAUUGAGAAACUUUCUCCAAGAUAGAAUGUUCUUGAAGACUUUGAUGGCUUUCAAAAUUGUGAUGGUGACUUUUGUUGGUUUCAGUCAGGUCUCAGGAUUGAUUAAUCAAGCGACUAGCCAAUGUGAACACAACUCCAGAAGAAUAUACCAUACAGAGAAUGGCAGGAAAUGUGGAGUUGUGUUGUGGGAUCCUAAGGCUAGGUGCCCUCAUUGGGGUUCUUAUUGUGAGGUGAUCACAAAUGUUAGGUUUUGGGAGUGUUGUGAGACUGACUGUAAGGCAGAAUGGCAGGAGAGAGAUUGUAACCGAGCUCAUGAGGUUUGCAGAAUUUGUCAUCCCACUAGCACAUCAUAG
Messenger RNA from Melampsora larici-populina 98AG31, 498 nucleotides. RefSeq lists its product as uncharacterized. The transcript is spliced from 3 exons. The coding region runs from base 1 to 498 and encodes 165 amino acids. NCBI's taxonomy places the organism in Eukaryota, Fungi, Basidiomycota, Pucciniomycetes, Pucciniales, Melampsoraceae. The record is from RefSeq and is a predicted model, not a curated record.